Dioszegia hungarica is the source of this 423-nucleotide messenger RNA. RefSeq lists its product as uncharacterized. The transcript has 2 exons. The coding region runs from base 1 to 423 and encodes 140 amino acids. The record is from RefSeq and is a predicted model, not a curated record. NCBI's taxonomy places the organism in Eukaryota, Fungi, Basidiomycota, Tremellomycetes, Tremellales, Bulleribasidiaceae.
AUGCCUGCAGCUGCUUCUCCCAACAAGACCUGGACACCCGCACAUGAUGCUGUGGUCCUCCGCGCCGCUGUCCGCGCCAUCCUCACCAGCCGACCCAACAUUUACUCGGAGCCCGCCCUCGCGGAUCUUGCCUCAAACGGCGGAUCGAGGAUCAACGACAAGAUACGCCAGAUGCUCAAGCGGUUUACGGCGCUCUACCCCGGGUCGGACAUGAUGGUUCGGGAGGAGGUCGAGAAGCUGGGCGCUGCAAAAGGGAGGAAGAGAAAGGCGGCUGAUGAGAGUUCGGGGUCUCCAACAAAGUCGCCGAAGAGAACUCCGGUGAAGGGAGGUGGAAGUAUGGGUCAGAGGGGAGACAAGGGGUGCGGGGCUGGGGUUGCAGAGGCGGAGGUGGAUGAGCAGGAUGUGGCGGAGGAGAGUAGCUAG